Molecule: messenger RNA, 324 nt
Organism: Rangifer tarandus platyrhynchus (Svalbard reindeer)
Lineage: Eukaryota; Metazoa; Chordata; Mammalia; Artiodactyla; Cervidae
Source: the annotation of a GenBank genome assembly
AUGAGGCACGCAAACGAGUGUGGGAUAGCCAGGUAUGUGAAUGAGCAGGGGCUGAGAACCCAAUUAAUGAUACCACAGAGCCUCCGGAAGCCACACAUGGGCUUUGGUUCUGUCAUUACUUCACCGCUGUCAGGCAGUGACCGGAAGUUUCUUCGGAGCUCUCCAAAACCUCACCGCCUCACCUUUGGUCAGCAAAGGGACUUUGUGUCAGAAAACUGUUUUUGGAUUAGAAAGCGAGGAGACCUCGAGCGAUUGAGACAGCCGCACAGCAGUCAGGAGGUGGGAUCAAGUCUUGACUUUAUUGGUGUUAUCUACAAAGUCUAG